GUAAGGCACAACUCGUGGGUUGUUCGGGUCCCAGCUUGGAAUUUAUCUGUUGAAGCUGCGCAUGUAUCCACCGCAUCCAUAUCCGUUGAAUGUGCGUUCCCUCCGGCAACUGCAACGCAAGCAAUGGCAAGAGCGGCUUGCAGUCACCUUUACCUUGUUCCCACUCUAUUGCAUCCACUCAAGUCAAACUUCUUGCGAAAUCAAACUCUUCUCCGAACCGCUCACUUCUAUGGGACUCAACGAAGGUUCUCGUCUUUUUCAUCGAGGAUAAGUAUGAGCCUUAGAGCCGGCAUCGUUGGCCUCCCCAACGUUGGCAAGUCCACUCUAUUCAAUGCUGUUGUUGAAAAUGGAAAGGCUCAAGCUGCUAAUUUUCCUUUUUGUACAAUAGAGCCAAAUGUAGGGAUUGUUGCAGUUCCAGAUUCUCGUCUCCAGGUACUUUCUAAUCUUAGUAAAUCUGUUCGAGCAGUACCUGCAUCUAUAGAAUUUGUGGAUAUUGCGGGGCUUGUAAAGGGUGCAAGUCAAGGCGAGGGACUGGGUAAUAAGUUUCUGUCGCAUAUUCGUGAGGUCGACUCUAUACUUCAGGUUGUUCGAUGUUUUGAAGACAAUGAUAUAGUUCAUGUGAAUGGUAAAGUUGAUCCAAAAUCUGAUAUUGAUGUUAUCAACUUGGAGCUUGUUUUUGCAGAUUUGGACCAGAUUGAUAAAAGAUUGGAGAAACUAAAGAAAGGCAAGGCAAAGGAUUCACAAUCUAAAGUUAAGGAAGAGGCAGAAAAGUCUGCACUGGAAAAGAUUCGUGAGGCACUCUUGGAUGGAAAACCUGCACGAUCUGUGACCUUAACGGAUUAUGAAAGGGAUGCUGUAAAGCAUCUCUGCUUGCUCACCAUGAAACCUGUUAUAUAUGUAGCAAAUGUUGCAGAAUCUGAUCUAUCUGAUGCUGCAGACAAUAAUUAUGUGAAGGAAGUCACAAAAGUUGCAUCUGAGCUGCAGUCGGGAAUCGUAACUGUUUCGGCACAGGUUGAGGCCGAGCUGACUGAACUACCAAUGGAAGAAAGACAAGAAUAUUUGAAUUCGCUCGGUGUUAGUGGAAGUGGUCUUGGGAACCUAAUUAGGGCAACUUAUGGUCUGCUGGGGUUACGAACUUAUUUUACUUCUGGUGAAAAGGAGACAAAAGCAUGGACAAUACUUGCAGGAAUGACUGCACCUCAAGCUGCUGGAGUAAUUCAUUCCGACUUUGAGAAGGGCUUCAUUCGAGCAGAAACAGUGGCUUAUGAUGAUUUUGUUGCUGCUGGUUCACUAGCUGCUGCAAGAGAGAAAGGACUUCUGAGAUCCGAAGGUAAAGACUACAUUGUACAAGAAGGAGAUGUGAUGCUUUUUCGAUUCAAUGUUUAGUCGAAAUUAAUGCUCCAAGUUGGGGGUUCACAGGAGUUGAGAACUUGGCAUAUUCAAGAUGAGUAAAUUUUCAUAUAGUUGCUGGUUAUACUUUAGACAUGCAUUGUUUCUUUCUGUCUGUCUUUGUUUUAGGAGAAUGCUCCAAUCUGGAGUCGGUGAAAGAUGAGAUACAUGAUUAGUCUGAAACAACUCAGAACCUUUCUCGGCCAAUUUUUUAUCGGUUUGCGCAAGCAUUGUUUUGUUUUCAAAACACAUUAAUAUGUAAAAAAUAAUACAAAAAUGAAUUAGGGGUCUUUCUUUCUUUGUUUAAUCUCAUUCAUCACCUAGCCAAUGUCUCUGAUACUUGGACAUGGACGCUGACUCUUGUAUGUUUUUUCGUGUAGAUUUUCUUUUGGUUCUUAA
Messenger RNA from Arachis stenosperma, 1788 nucleotides. RefSeq lists its product as uncharacterized. The record is from RefSeq and is a predicted model, not a curated record. Lineage: Eukaryota; Viridiplantae; Streptophyta; Magnoliopsida; Fabales; Fabaceae. The coding region runs from base 124 to 1386 and encodes 420 amino acids. Gene Ontology annotation, molecular function: GTP binding; ATP hydrolysis activity; ATP binding. Gene Ontology annotation, cellular component: cytoplasm. The transcript has 11 exons.